Messenger RNA from Perkinsus marinus ATCC 50983, 690 nucleotides. RefSeq names its product chaperone protein DNAK, putative. The annotation marks the transcript as partial. Gene Ontology annotation, molecular function: misfolded protein binding; heat shock protein binding; ATP binding. The record is from RefSeq and is a predicted model, not a curated record. The transcript has 4 exons. Lineage: Eukaryota; Perkinsozoa; Perkinsida; Perkinsidae. Gene Ontology annotation, biological process: cellular response to unfolded protein; protein refolding. Gene Ontology annotation, cellular component: cytoplasm; mitochondrion.
AGACAGGCUACUAAGGAUGCUGGCAGAAUUGCUGGUCUUGAUGUUCUUCGUAUCAUCAACGAGCCCACUGCUGCUGCUUUAGCUUACGGCUGUGAUAAGAAUGAGGGUCAGACUAUUGCCGUAUAUGAUCUCGGUGGAGGCACCUUUGAUAUAUCCAUUUUGGAGAUCUCUGGCGGUGUGUUUGAGGUCAAGGCCACUAACGGUGACACUUCUCUCGGUGGUGAGGAUUUCGAUAGGGUCAUUCUCAAGCACUUGAUCGAUGAGUUCAAGAAGCAACAAGGCAUCGAUCUGGGGCAAGACCGUAUGGCAUUGCAGAGGUUGAAGGAGGCCGCUGAGACUGCCAAGAUUGAGCUUUCCAGCAAGGUUCAGACUGAGAUCAACUUGCCCUUCAUCACUGCUGAUGCCUCGGGUCCUAAGCAUUUGCAGAUGACAUUGAGCCGUGCUCAGUUGGAGGGGCUCACUGCUGACCUCUUGAGCAAGACCAAGGCCCCCUGUGAGGCUUGUCUUCGAGAUGCUGGUCUUAAGAAGGAUGAGCUGAGUGAAGUCAUCCUUGUUGGUGGCAUGACUCGUAUGCCUGCCGUCUCGGAGGUUGUGAAGAAGCUGUAUGGUAAGGAGCCCCAUAAGGGUGUGAACCCGGAUGAAGCUGUGGCUAUGGGUGCUGCUAUUCAAGCUGGUGUUCUCAAGGGAGAU